AGUGGUGGUGAUGGGGUGGCCAGGGCAAGACUCUCUCCCCGCUUGUGUUACCAGACGCAAGGAGUCUUCUCUUAGGAAAGAGACAACGUCCUGGAUUUACUUUGACUGAAGUGUGUUAGAGAGGAAUUGCUGGUUGUGCGGAGGUCUUGGUUUGUUCUGUUCCUCUGCCUGUCAAGACAAGAGCAGAGCCAGUCUAGUCAUUUCCAUUCAAGGACAUCCGUCAGCCUUGACAGGCACAGACUGGCGACACGGCCUCAGAGACGGAUCCGUAUGGGCGAUUGCUCCCCGCCAGCCCUCCAGCACCACUGGAGAUGUGUACACUGACGAGGUCCAGGUCAUCUUAUAGGACGCCAUGGGAGACUGGAACUUGCUGGGGAAGCUGCUGGAGAGUGCCCAGGAGCACAGCACGGUGGUGGGCAAGGUCUGGCUGACGGUGCUCUUCAUCUUCCGCAUCCUGGUGCUGGGCACCGCCGCCGAGAAGGUGUGGGGCGACGAGCAGUCGGGCUUCACCUGCGACACCAAGCAGCCCGGUUGCCAGAACGUCUGCUACGACAAGACCUUCCCCAUCUCGCACAUCCGCUUCUGGGUGCUGCAGAUCAUCUUCGUCUCCACGCCCACGCUCAUCUACCUGGGCCACAUCCUGCACCUGGUGCGCAUGGAGGAGAAGCAGCGGUCCAAGGAGAAGGAGCUCCUGCAUCUGCAGCAGCACCAGCACCAGCACCCCGACACCGCCGACAAGCAGCUGCUCCUGGCCAUGGAGGCCGCCCGGAAGCCCCGGAAGGCGCCGUGCCGCGACGAGCAGGGCCACAUCCGGCUGCACGGCGCCAUCCUGCGCACCUACGUCUUCAACAUCAUCUUCAAGACGCUGUUCGAGGUGGGCUUCAUCGUGGCGCAGUACCUGCUGUACGGCUUCGAGCUGAAGCCCAUGUACACGUGCAGCCGCUGGCCGUGCCCCAACAGCGUCAACUGCUACAUCUCGCGGCCCACGGAGAAGACCAUCUUCAUCCUCUUCAUGCUGGCCGUGGCCUGUCUGUCGCUGCUGCUCAACCUGGUGGAGAUGUACCACCUGGGCUUCACCAAGUGCCAGCAGGGGCUGCGCUACAAGCGGGCCGCCAUGCUGGUGUCGUCGGAGGCGCCGUCCAAGGCGCCGAGCGAGGCGGCGUCGGCCGUGCCUUUCGUGCCGGGGUAUACGUAUUACCACCACCCGGAGUCGACCUCGUACCCCCCCGCCCCGGGGUACGGCCUCUCCUCGCCCAUGAACGAGUCUGACUCGUCCUUGCACCCAUACACCAGCAAGGCGGCGUACAAGCAGAACAAGGACAACUUGGCCAUGGAGAGAAACAGUAGACCAGAGGAAUGUGAACUGAAAACGAAAAAGGGUUCGGGGUCCGUUCCCGGGUCGCCCGCCUCCACUCGUCAGGGCAGGUCCACGCGACCUCCCCGGCUUAUCCCUCACAAGACCAGAAUAGAUGACCUCAAGAUCUGACUACUGACUCACUCACUCUCCCAUUGCAGACAGGGAGAAUUAGGACAAACUGACUUUACAAACUGAUUGUACUUGCAACCUCUUCUUUGAGGGGAAACUCUUUGGUAUGGAUCAAAUGUAGUCUUCAUCUUGUCUUGAUGUGUAGUCUAGAUUUUUUUUAAAGAUGAUUGGAAAUACUGUUAUUGUUUUACUUUUGUUUGUCAAGUGCUAUGUGUAGGCCUAUAUUCCCAUUUUGGAUGUCCAUUCACACACCCCAAAAUAUACAGACAGAAUAUUUCACUUUUACAGACUUCUCCAUUAAGUCACCGCUUUUUUGAACAUUUUAUUCAACAUUAUUCUCAAAGCAGCUGCACAUACCACUUGAUAUUAGAUAUGAAGACAUAUUACAGUGCAGAUGCUGUUUGUGAGGCAAUCCCUGAUGUCUUAAAAGCCGUGUGUUUUCUUUUGGGGUGUAGGCCUAUGUUAUUGUAAUGACUCUACAGAAGACUAUGAAACUGCUGAAAGUCAACAUGCCUGUGUCACAUGUCAUGUUGCAUUCAAAUGGUCUGUCCUACUUUUAGAGAGAUCUGACGUACAGUAAAUCCACUCACUUAUGUUUGUGUAACAUGCGAUUGCCAAUGCGCACUACACUUGCUGGGGAAAUGUGGGUUAGACUUCCGAUGGGCCAUCUCCAGUUGCCGAGAAGUCUCUUCCCUCUUCCCCACUGAAAUAGCUUUCUGACACCUGAUAAAUUUUCAUAGCUGCAGACACCGAGUCUGUUUACAGUGCAGCCCCGCCAAAUGCUUACCAUGGCACUCCUUCUGUAGGGCAACAUGGGCAUAUGGCAGGAGCAUAAAUAUGGAUUGUAACGGAAUUAUAAUCCAAAGACUUUUAUCUCAACAGUUCUGUUUUUUGCAAUACUCCACAUUAUGUUACUAAUUAAUAACAGCUUGUUUUAUUCAGU
This is a messenger RNA of Engraulis encrasicolus (European anchovy), 2429 nucleotides long. Its product is annotated as gap junction alpha-3 protein-like. NCBI's taxonomy places the organism in Eukaryota, Metazoa, Chordata, Actinopteri, Clupeiformes, Engraulidae. Gene Ontology annotation, biological process: cell-cell signaling. Gene Ontology annotation, cellular component: connexin complex. The record is from RefSeq and is a predicted model, not a curated record. The transcript has 2 exons. Bases 353 to 1486 code for a protein of 377 amino acids. Gene Ontology annotation, molecular function: gap junction channel activity.